Molecule: messenger RNA, 647 nt
Organism: Andrographis paniculata
Lineage: Eukaryota; Viridiplantae; Streptophyta; Magnoliopsida; Lamiales; Acanthaceae
Product: transcription factor PRE6
Exons: 2
Coding region: 164-436 (90 amino acids)
Biological process (GO): regulation of growth; regulation of DNA-templated transcription
Molecular function (GO): protein dimerization activity
Source: RefSeq, a predicted model, not a curated record
GUCUCUCUACAGUUCCCUUUCCUCAAGUUCCCUCCAGUUAAACCCUAAAACCCUCCUCCUAUAUAUACACAUACAUAUUUGAUUCUUCGGUAUUCUGACAAGGGUUUUCAUAUUUAUUUAUAAAUUUCUUGUCUUUAAUAAUUGUGCUACUAUUACAGCAAGAAUGUCGAGCAGAAGAUCGCGUUCGAGGCAGUCCGGAGUUGCAAGAAUAAGCGACGACCAGAUCGCCGACCUUGUCCAAAAAUUGCAGCAAAUUAUUCCCGAGAUUCGCCACCGGCGCUCCGACAAGGUUUCGGCAUCAAAAGUGUUGCAAGAGACUUGCAACUAUAUAAGGAGCUUGCACCGCGAGGCGGAUGAUCUGAGCCAUCGAUUAUCCGCGGUUUUGGAAUCGACGGACAGCGACCAAGCAGCCUUGCUUAGGAGUUUGCUAAUGUAAUAUAUAUUAGUACCAAAUAUUUCUUUAUUACGAUAUAUAUGUUUUUUUUUUUUUUUUUUUUAAUUUCAUUGUUGUCUAGGGUUUGGUCAUCUAUAUUAGGCCAACCUAUCUCUCUCUCUCUCUAUAUAUAUAUAUAUAUAUAUAUAUUAAUGUAUCAAUUUAUGUUUAUAUGAUUGUUGUUGUUGUGUAACCAAAUCAAGAAAAAAAAAAU